AUGGCGGCGGCUAAUAAACAAGGCAAAAUGCUCAACUACCGCAUGCGAGCCACUCUCAGUGAUGGCCGGCAGAUGGCGGGUCAGAUGCUUGCGUUUGACAAGCACAUGAAUCUCGUACUCGCAGACACUGAAGAAUUCCGUCGCGUCAGGCGCAGGCCAGCAAAGGGAGCGCAAGCCGCACCCGGCAGCCAAGCCCCCGCCAUGGUCGAGUCCGAAGAGAAGCGCACACUCGGCCUUACUAUCGUCCGCGGUACCCAUAUCGUCUCACUUUCCGUCGACGGUCCUCCGCCCGCAGAUCCCUCCGCACGGUUAGGCACAAGCGCUCCCGGAGGCGCUGCAGGAGCUCCGCCGACGUUGGCGGCAGGGCCAGGCAUAAGUAGGCCGGCGGGUAGAGGGUUGCCAGUAGGGUUGACCGGGCCGGCUGCUGGUGUUGGAGGACCUAGCCCUGGUGAUUUCAGAGGGUUCCCGCCACCAGCUGGUUUCCCGGGUGGCGCGCCAGGCUUCCCCGGACGAGGUGGACCCCCAGGAGGACCGCCCGGCUUCCCUCCGCAAGGCUUCCCAGCACCGCCAGGAGGAGGUCCGCCGGGCUUUCAACCACCGCCUGGAUUCCAGCCGCCGCCGGGGCAGGGCAGAGGGUUUCCUCCCGGUUUUGGCAGAUGA
Messenger RNA from Coniosporium apollinis CBS 100218, 660 nucleotides. RefSeq lists its product as uncharacterized. The coding region runs from base 1 to 660 and encodes 219 amino acids. Gene Ontology annotation, biological process: mRNA splicing, via spliceosome. Gene Ontology annotation, cellular component: catalytic step 2 spliceosome; U4/U6 x U5 tri-snRNP complex; U5 snRNP. Lineage: Eukaryota; Fungi; Ascomycota; Dothideomycetes. The record is from RefSeq and is a predicted model, not a curated record. The transcript is spliced from 3 exons. Gene Ontology annotation, molecular function: RNA binding.